UUCCCACUAGUCACAUGGAGGUUAGCGGUGACCCGUCGUUGCCUUCGGUUUUGUGGCACUCGCUCUCCGGUGCGCCUCGCCGACGGACUUGGGAGCGAAACCCCCGCAGGUUGCGCGCCGUUUCUUUUUGGGUGUAACUGCGUUUUAUUGCGUCUAUCCGCCAGCGGAAGGUCUCCCCGGACUCCACUGAAGCCGCUGGUAAACGAUACUUGGUUAAACGGGGUUAUUUUUAGUCCCCCACGACAGCGAUGAGUGGCUGGAAGCCGGCCGUGAGAGCGAGCGGUGUUAGGCGGUGGUAAGUGGAGCUCCGGACUGGCGUUCAGCGAGAAUGAAGUCGAGGAGAGAUAAACUGAAGAUCCCCUCUCUGACUCUGGAUUUAUCACCCACAUGCCAGAGCCCCACCCUCCUGAGCCCAUGCAGCCCCUGCAGCCCCUGCAGCCCCUUACAAACCCUGCAUCCCUGGAGCUGUCGCAGCAGCAACAGGAAGAGCCUCGGUGUCGGGACGCCUUCACCCACGCUGUCCCGGCCACUUUCCCCGCUGUCCUUCCACACUGCUGCGAGCAGCCCUCUAGACAGUCCUCGAAAUGUGUCCACCAAUGCCUGCCUCAACUUUCCAUUUGCCCGAAGUCACUUGGCUCGCGCUGACAGAGCUGAGGGCCGGCGAUGGUCCCUGGCCUCCCUCCCAUCAUCUGGCUAUGGAACCAAUCCGCCGAGCUCCACCGUCUCGUCCUCCUCGUCCUCCCAGGAGCGUCUUCACCAACUUCCCUACCAGCCAACACAAGAUGAGCUGCACUUCCUCUUCAAACACUUCCGCAGCACAGACAGCAUGACAGACGAGGAUGGACGGCCCUCACCGGUCAUACGUCCUCGAUCUCGGAGCCUCAGCCCUGGGCGAUCAAAUGUCUCCAUCGAUAAUGAGAUAGUCAUGAUGAACCAUGUUUACAGAGAACGUUUUCCAAAGGCCACAGCCCAGAUGGAGGACCGCUUGUUGGAGAUUGUCACCCACUGCUCUCCAGACAGCUCCCUCCCGCUGGCUGAUGGGGUGCUGGGCUUCAUCCAGCACCAGUUGGUGGAGCUGGUCAGAGACUGCCUGGACAAGUCCCAGAAAGGGCUGGUGACUUCACGCUACUUCGCUGAACUGCAGGAGAAGCUGGAAAAGCUGCUUCACGAGGCCUACGAACGCUCUGAAAGCGAGGAGGUGACCGUCAUCAUCCAGCUAGUCAGGAAGAUCCUCAUCAUAAUCUCUCGGCCUGCCCGCCUCCUUGAAUGCCUGGAGUUCGACCCGGAGGAGUUUUAUCAUUUACUUGAGGCAGCAGAGGGUCAUGCUAAAGUCGGCCAGGGGAUCAAGACGGACAUCCCACGGUACAUCAUCAGCCAGCUGGGUCUGACACGGGAUCCGUUGGAAGACAUGGUGCAGCUUGAGCAGUAUGAUACCAGUCCUUCAGUGUCCGUGGAACCAGACGCAGCCGUAGAGAAUAAGGCCCCACAGACGCUGACUCCAACUCGAAGGAAGCCUCUUGAGAGUGAUUUUGAAACCAUUAAACUAAUCAGUAACGGAGCUUAUGGAGCUGUGUAUCUGGUCCGCCACAAGGAGACCCGCCAACGUUUUGCCAUGAAAAAGAUAAAUCGCCAGAACCUGGUGCUGAGGAACCAGAUCCAGCAGGCGUUUGUGGAGCGGGACAUCCUAACCUUUGCUGAGAACCCUUUUGUUGUUUCUAUGUUCUGCUCUUUUGAGACACGCCGUCACCUGUGCAUGGUCAUGGAGUAUGUAGAAGGUGGAGAUUGUGCCAACUUGCUCAAGAACAUGGGUCCCCUGCCUGUGGAAAUGACAAGGAUGUACUUUGCUGAAACAGUCCUGGCUCUGGAGUACCUUCACAACUAUGGCAUUGUGCAUCGGGAUCUCAAACCUGACAAUUUGUUGAUUACGUCCAUGGGACACAUCAAACUGACAGACUUUGGUCUGUCCAAAAUUGGCCUAAUGAACAUGACCACCAACUUGUAUGAGGGUCACAUGGAGAAAGACACGAGAGAAUUUAUUGACAAACAGGUAUGCGGCACUCCAGAGUACAUUGCCCCAGAAGUGAUCCUCAGACAGGGCUACGGCAAGCCAGUGGACUGGUGGGCGAUGGGGAUCAUCCUCUAUGAAUUCCUGGUCGGCUGUGUUCCGUUCUUUGGAGACACUCCUGAAGAACUUUUCGGACAAGUUGUCAGUGAUGAAAUCAUUUGGCCAGAAGGAGAUGAUGCCUUACCUGCUGAUGCCCAGGACCUGAUCACCCGCCUGCUGAGGCAGAGCCCUUUAGACCGACUGGGAACAGGUGGAGCCUCAGAGGUGAAGCAGCACCCGUUCUUCCUGGGCUUGGACUGGAACGGACUCCUCCGACAGAAAGCCGAGUUCAUCCCUCAGCUGGAGGCGGAGGAUGACACCAGCUACUUUGACACUCGUUCAGACCGCUACCAUCAUUUGGCAUCUGACGAGGAUGAAGAAACCAAUGAUGAAGAGUCUUCCCUAGAAAUCAGGCAGUUUUCUUCCUGGUCGCAUCGCUUCAGCAAGGUUUACAGCAGCACAGAACAUCUGGCGACGCCAUCCAACCUAAGCUUCUCCUCAGACCGCAGCCACAGCGAGGACAAGGAGGACCGUGGAGACAUGGGAGGACUUGGUCCUUCCCCGAGCCCAGCAGAUGGCAGUAUGGAGCACAGGCAUUCUGGACGCAUGGCCAGCCUUCGCCCUCGGGCCUCCUCCAGCUCCUCCCAGUCUGAGAGGAGCACCAGUCCUCUGGUGAUGAGCAGCACUCAUAGCCUGGAAACGAUGCCCCGCUUCGCCCUCUCCACCGAUGAUGAAGCUGAGGUGGUGGUGUCAAACCUUCGGAGGAUCAGGAUUCGCAGCAACAGUACCGGGGGCAAACACUCAUCCCCCAAGGACCCAGCUGGCCCUCGACGCUUCGGGAACCAGCUGGAGACGCCCGACAGACAGAGGCUUCCCUGUGGAGGAAAGGUUCCCAAGUCAGCCUCCGUCUCAGCUCUGUCCCUCAUCAUCACUCCAGAUGACUCGCCCAGCAGCCUCCAGCCUGGUCCUAUCUCACCCCGCUCACUGUCUUCCAACCCUUCAUCUCGUGACUCUUCCCCCAACCGGGAUCUGUUGCUCAGCCCAACCAGCCUGAGGCCACCGAUCGUCAUCCACACCUCAGGGAAGAAGUACGGCUUCACCCUGCAGGCCAUCCGGGUUUACAUGGGCGACAGCGACGUCUACACCGUGCACCAUAUGGUGUCGAGUGUGGAGGAGGGCAGCCCGGCUCACCAGGCAGGUCUCUGCACUGGAGACCUCAUCACCCACGUGAACGGAGAGUCUGUUCAAGGCCUGGUCCACCCAGAGAUGAUAGAACUGCUGCUCAAGAGCGGCACCAAGGUGGCUCUGCAGACCAUAGCGCUGGAGAACACGUCGAUCAAAGUCGGUCCAGCUCGAAAGACCAAACACAAAGGCAAGAUGGCUCGUCGCAGCAAGAAGAGCAAGAGGAGAGAUAAUUAUGACAGGCGACGAAGCAUCUUGAAGAAACUGUCCAAGCAGAGCACAGUGAUGCACAGCAGCCGCAGCUUCUCCUCAGGUCUUCAUCACUCUGUCUCUUCCAGUGAGAGUCUUCCAGGCUCCCCGACACACAGCCUCUCCCCCGGACCCUCCACCCCCUGCCGGAGCCCCGCACCCGACCAUCAAGGCUUUGACAAUAAUUCUCCUCAGAGCACGUCUCCUUGCUCCAGCUCUCCCAGUUCCCCUGCUGCCCACAUCAGACCCAGCUCUCUGCACGGUCUGGGCUCCAAACUGAGCACGCAACGCUACACCAAGGUGGGCCGUCGGAAAUCCACCAGUAACAUCCCCCCCUCGCCUCUGGCCUGUAACUCUUCCUCGUCCUCCAGCCAGCAGCUUUCCCCACAGCGCUCGCCCUCCCCACUGCCAGGCUUUGCCAAAACCCUGCACACCUACCACGGCAAAACACUAUCGCCCCCCACCAUCGUUAGACACAUUGUUCGGCCCCGCAGCGCAGAGCCGCCUCGAUCUCCUUUGCUCAAGAGGGUGCAGUCAGCUGAGAAACUGUCCGGAGUGUAUCAUGCUGACAAGAAGUCAUACACCCCCCGCAGGCACACGCUGGAAGUGCCGUUUUAUGGUGAGGGUGACCUGCUGGGCGAUUCAGAGGUUGAGGGGGCCUGUGGAGGCUUUUACCUCGGGGCCGACCACAGCAGACUGGGAGGUUACAUAAGCAGCCAAAGGAUGCGAGACUCUGGGAUUGAACGAUCGGAGCAGCUGGUUGUGAUGCGGAAGCUCAACCUAUCAGAGCGGCGAGACUCCUUUAAGAAGCAGGAGGCCGUGCAGGAGGUGAGCUUUGAUGAGCCAGAGGAGAAGACCAGCAGCACGGUGGCCGGGACCACCGCAGCGCCAGGAGCCCAAACACAGCCUCAGCAGCACCAGCACAGGACGGCCUGGAUGGACGCUCGAUCCCAGACCAGCGUGGAGGUGGAGCUGGAGGUGCCUGUGGUGAGGAGGUUCACACUGGUGCCCCAAAUCGCUGUGCAGGGCUCAACAGAAAGCGAAGAGCAGGACGAGUGGGAGCCGUGUUCAGACGGAGAGGAAUCCAAUGAAAAGCCUGAGCUGGAGACGGACGGCGCUUCAUCUCAGCUACAACAAACGCAACGUCCUCUCGCUAACAGCAGCUGCAGUCAGGCAGCAGAAAACACAUCGACCGGACCUCAUGCUGCACCAGCACCAGAGAAGACUGAGUGCAGAGAGGACCCCCCGCUAAAAGGCCAUCUGAGAAAGUGACAGCUCUCAUUUCAGCUGCUCAUAUUGUUUCUUUUAAGUCUUUCAAGGACAACAGGAAUUGCAGCCGAGUUGUUUCUAGUGUGGCCCGGAUGAACUGCAAGCCGUAAACACAUUUACAGACUAGUCUGGCUCAAGGACAGGGAGAGGAUUUUACUUGAAUUUUAUAUUGUAAAUAUUUGCCUUCAGGCAUUGCAGACUCUCUGGUCUUAUUUAUUACAUUUGUAAAGUAUGACGCGUUCGUAACAGGGAAAGAGGGAAGUUCUCAUUGUUUGACUAGCCAAGGCUCAACAUUUUUGUAAUUGUGCUUGUAUGUCUUUUGGAGGUUUUCUCUUUUUUUUUCCAAAAAUGUCUAUUUUUUAAAUAUAUUGUCGUGAUACAGAAUAGUAGAGGUAAUGCUGGGCAUAACUGUUGUAGGACCAAAACGUACGAAAAGUCAGAAGUCAUAUUUUGUUUUUCCUUUAUAAUAGUGCAGCUUCUGUAGUACUGCUGUUCAUAGACUGAAGAAUUAGCUGUGGUUCACACUGUGAGCAACAUGACUGAUUUGUCAUUUUCAGAUCAGUUGUCAGCCGUGAUCGACAAUAUACAGUCCACAUACAUUGUUUGUUUAAUAGCACUACAUCUCCUCAAAGAUUUAAACAUCGAAGCCACCGGGCACUUACCAGACUGCAGGAAAACAAAGUCUGUUUUUCACAGAACAGUCAUAGCAGCAGGGAAAUCAGAUGUCACUGACUUAUUGGUCAUGUUCCUUGCGGUGUGAACUGAUGGUCACAGGAUUGUAUUUCUUUCAUGUGGAACCAGUCUGCGCAGGGUGACGUUGCAAAUCACACCGAGACACUACGCAGCUGCGACUUUAAAGUACAAUCUGUUAAGAAGACACCAUCAAAGGGUGCCAUGACAUCAUCGGUGUCCUCUAAGCCAUAUCUUUGAAGACAGAAAUGUCAGGAGAAAUGUUUGUAAUUUCAACACAGACAUUUUUUUAUGCAUCUCUUUUCCACUUGGCAUCGUAAUCUUGACAUCACCUCAUAAAAAUGAUGAUGAAGCUCUACAUGUUGCACACUCGUGUUUGUGUCUGCUGCUUUUUUAGAUCUGAUUUGAACACUGAUGCAGCAAGACUUUGUGUCUUGCCGUAGACUUGCUCUACUCAAAGCAGAAAAAAACAUCAAACUGCCAAACUGAGGUCUGCGUUUUCUCCAGAGACAAGAGGGAAUCAGGAUUUUCUUGCAUUCGUUGUUCGGCCUUCCUCACUUACCACAACUACACAUUUUGACAUUUGAAAGUGUCACAUCCUCGUUUGUGUUCAUCUUUUUUUGACGAUCAUGUUGAGUGACGCCAUGCCUGAAUGACCUGUUCCUACUUGGUUUACUGUGUGGUGAUGUUUACAUCAGAGGGGCAAGUGCACUAAUGUAUUUUGACAUAAAUUUUUGUAACCGAAUGUGAAAGCUAAACUGAAAGCAGCAGAGGGACACAUUUACAGUGAAUCCAAACCCAGGGCUUCUUUGAACAAAUGUUUUUUUGUCUUUGUAUUGUACAAAUAUUGAUGUAUAUUUUGGUAACAAGGCUGUGUAUAGUUCCAAAUGUGUUCAAGUACAUAAUAUGCACAAUGACGAUGACAAUUUGUGGCACCGGGAUUUUUGGGAAUUCUUACUUGAGGGAAUGAGCUGGUUGGCUUCACAUUGUUUUUCCACUACAGAGAUGGAGCAUUGAGGGUUAUUUUCUUAUUUGUCAGUGGCUGUUGCUGGCUUUUGUACUGACUUCUUCAGAGUCUUCUGUUUAUAAAGCAUCAAAAUUGUUGCUGUGUUAUGUUAACCCUUCUUCCUCCUUUACAAAAAAAUCUUGUGAUGACAACAUUUCAGGAUUCUGUCUUUGUGUUCAUGAACCAGAUGAACAGAUCACAGAAUGGCUCAGUUAUUUUCGCAGUCUGACAGAAUUGUUUACAACGAACAAACAUGCUACGUACUGUACAAGCAUUUUAUAUCCUGUGGCUGUGUGUGAUGAAACCAUUCUCUUUGAUACCAUGAAAGGAACUUACAGAAGUUGCAUAUCUGUUUUUGUUCUGUUUUUAAGAAAGUGUUCAUGAAGAGUAAUUUAGCACCAAACCAGGAAGCAUUUUGUAUAUUUACAUGCACAUAAGUAGCAAGAUUAUCGUCUGGUUUUGUAGCGUGUUACCUUAGAUGUCAUAUAAAGAAGAAGCUCAGUUUAAUUAAAUGAAAUAAGGGAUUAAUGCUUCACAUGACUUGAUUUCUGGACAGUGUGUACACUCAGUGUGAUUUUUACAGUCGAGGUCAAAAGUUUACAUACACUUGUAAAGAACAUAAUGUCAUGGCUCUCUUGAGUUUCCAGUUAUUUCUACAACUCUGAUUUCUCUCUGAUAGAGUGAUUGGAACAGAUGCUUCUUUGUCACAAAGAACAUUCAUGAAGUUUGGUUCUUUUAUGACUUCAUUAUGGGUGAACAGAAAAAGUGGCCAAAUCUGCUGGGUCGAAAAAUAUACAUACAGCAAUGCUAAUAUUUGGUUACACGUCUCUUGGCCAUUUUCACUUUAAUUAGACGCUUUUGGUAGGCAUCCACAAGCUUCUGGUUGAGUCUUUGACCGCUCCUCUUGACAGAAUCGGUGCAGUUCAGUUAAAUUUGUUGGCUUUCUGACAUGGACUUGUUUCUUCAGCAUUGUCCACAUGUUUUCAAUGGGGUUUAAGUCAGGACUUUGGUAAGGCCAUUCUAAAACCUUAAUUCUAGCCUGAUUUAGCCAUUCCAUUACCACUUUUGAUGUGCGUUUGGGGUCAUUGUCCUGCUGGAACACCCAACUGUGGCCCAACCUUCGGGCUGAUCUUGAAGAAUUUGAAGGUAAUCAUCCUCCUUCAUUAUCCCAUUUACUCUCUGUAAAGCACCAGUUCCAUGGGCAGCAAAACAAUUCCACAGCAUAAUACUACCACCACCGUGCUUGACGGUAGGCAUGGUGUUCUUGGGGUCAAAGGCCUCACCUUUUCUCCUCCAAACAUAUUGCUCGCCAUUGUGGCCAAACAGCUCGAUUUUUGUUUCGUCUGACCACAGGACUUUCCUCCAGAAGGUCUUCUUUUUGUCCAUGUGAUCAGCAGAAAAUGUCAGUUGAGCCUUAAGGUGUCGCUUUUGGAGCAAGGACUUCCUUCUUGCACGGCAGCCUCUCAGUCCAUGGCAAUACAAAACAUGCUUGACCGUGGACACUGACACCUGUGUUCCAGCAGCUUCUAAUUCUUGGCAGAUCUGCUUUUUUGUGGUUCUCGGUUGACUCUUAACCCUCCUGACCAAUUUUCUCUCAGCAGCAGGUGAUAGCUUGCAUUUUCUUCCUGAUCAUGGCAGUGACAAAACAGUGCCAUGCACUUUAUAUUUACAGUUGUUUGCACUGUUGCUCUUGGGACUUGCAGCUGCUUUGAAAUGGCUCCAAGUGACCUUCCUGACUUGUUCAAGUCAAUGAUUCGCUUUUUUAGAUCUGUGCUGAGCUCAUUUGACUUUCCCGUUGUAGCAUCUGUGGGCAUUUGUAUCCACUGAGCCCUAUUUAAAUGGCCUCAGAGAAGUAACCAGCUGUACUCACUCAUAAUCACUCACAAGAAGUUAAGAGGCAAUGCUAUGAAGCUCAUUUCAUUGACACAACUUUCUAAGUCACCAAAAUUGCUAAUUCAUGUUGCUGUAUGUAUAUUUUUGACCCAGCAGAUUUGGUCAUUUUUUCUGUUCACCCAUAAUAAAGUCAUAAAAGAACCAAACUUCAUGAAUGUUUUUUGUGACAAAGAAGCAUCUGUUCCAAUCACUCUAUGAGAGAAAAAUCAGAGUUGUAGAAAUAACUGGAAACUCAAGAGAGCCAUGACAUUAUGUUCUUUAAAGGUGUAUGUAAACUUUUGACCACGACUGUACAUGUGCAUAUUUGCAUGAGUCAGAAAAAAGUCAUGCUGAAGCAGGAUGGGCAAUACAAAAUCAUUAUUCAAAGGUCACUCUUUUAAAAAAUCAGCGUGUUAAAGUCAGAUUAGCUAUAAUAGCCACUUUCACACUUAACCAUUAGACACAUUUGCAAGUGUGAGACAGACGGCACUGUGCAAAAGGCUACAGAGAUUUACUGAAAAUGAUUACUGCACUUAAAAGUCUGCAAAUUUAGGUUCCAAAAUGAUAAAUGAUGACGUAGAAGGAAUCUCAUCUCCGGUUUCUUUUUACUAACCUGGUUUCUUAUGUGAAUGUAAACAUACUUUGUCACUCCACCCAGUUGAGCUUCAACAACUGGAGGUCAGCAAAUGCAAGGUCAGCUAUACAAGGUUCAACGUUUUGGCAGGUCAAACUGUUGUACAUGUGCAUGUGUUCUCCUGUGGACUCUUCUGUUCGGUGCAUGCUGCAUGAGACAAGCACACAGCUGUAAUACUUGACUGCAUGGUAUACCGGCGUCGUCGCCCUCUACUGUGUUUUCUUGUGCAACGAAUAAACUUUGUAUUUCUCUUUGAA
Acanthochromis polyacanthus (spiny chromis) is the source of this 9263-nucleotide messenger RNA. RefSeq names its product microtubule associated serine/threonine kinase 3b (gene mast3b). Gene Ontology annotation, biological process: intracellular signal transduction; peptidyl-serine phosphorylation. The record is from RefSeq and is a predicted model, not a curated record. Gene Ontology annotation, molecular function: protein binding; protein serine/threonine kinase activity; magnesium ion binding. NCBI's taxonomy places the organism in Eukaryota, Metazoa, Chordata, Actinopteri, Pomacentridae. Bases 329 to 4807 code for a protein of 1492 amino acids. The transcript is spliced from 28 exons.